This is a messenger RNA of Neurospora tetraspora, 1551 nucleotides long. RefSeq lists its product as uncharacterized. NCBI's taxonomy places the organism in Eukaryota, Fungi, Ascomycota, Sordariomycetes, Sordariales, Sordariaceae. The transcript is spliced from 2 exons. Gene Ontology annotation, molecular function: flavin adenine dinucleotide binding; chromatin binding; oxidoreductase activity. The coding region runs from base 1 to 1551 and encodes 516 amino acids. Gene Ontology annotation, biological process: negative regulation of transcription by RNA polymerase II; positive regulation of transcription by RNA polymerase II. The record is from RefSeq and is a predicted model, not a curated record.
AUGAAUCCUACGAAGAAACCACACGUUGGCGUUGUGGGAGCAGGCAUGGCGGGUUUGCGGAGCGCCGGCUAUCUACUCGAGCUAGGAUUCCAAGUCACCAUUCUAGAGGCAAGAGAUCGCCUUGGCGGGAGGAUAUACCAAGAGAAGCUUCCCAACGGGCAUUUCGUGGACAUGGGAGCGAAUUGGAUUCACGGAACAAAAGAAAACUCCAUCUUUCAACUCGCCAAAGAGACAGGCACCAUCACGACCAAUUGGGACGGCGACGCAGCAGUGUUUGAUGAGCACGGGCAUAUGCUCCCAGCGAAGGAUGGCGAGAGGUAUUCCACGAUAAUGUGGAAUACCAUUGCGGAGGCUUUUCAGUACUCGGACAAGCACAGUGCUGAGAUCGAAACCAGCAGGUCACUCCUGGAUUUCUUCAGGGAGAAAGUAGUAGAGCAGAUUCCGGAGACAGAAGAGGACUAUGCAAGGAAAAGAGAGAUUGUCCUCCAGAUGGCGGAACUAUGGGGCGCAUUCGUGGGCAGUCCUGUUGAGAAACAGAGCCUAAAGUUCUUUUGGCUGGAGGAGUGCCUGGACGGAGCAGAAAACCUCUUUUGCUCCGGGACCUACCGAAAAAUCAUGGAAAAGAUCGUAGCUCCAGUCGUCGACGGUGGUGCAGAUAUCAAACUCCAAACCAGAGUCGCAGAGAUCUUUGGCAAAUCCAACACAGGCAGCAACACGGUCAAAGUCAAGACCACCGACAACCAAUUCUACGAAUUCGACGAACUCGUCCUCACCACCCCCCUAGGCUGGCUCAAGCAAAACCUGCAAGCCUUCCACCCUCCUCUCCCUCCCCGCCUAACCACGGCCAUCCAAAGCAUCGGCUACGGCUGUCUCGAAAAAGUCUACAUGUCCUUCCCCAAGGCCUUCUGGCUCGAACCCGACGCCGCCAACAACAACAACCGCACCGUCAAAGGUUUCUGCCAAUGGCUCUCCCCCUCCUACGCCUCCUCCACCAACCCCUCCCGCUGGACCAACGAGAUCGUCGAGCUCGGCUCCGCCGACCCGUCCGUCGCCCACCCGACUCUGCUCUUCUACAUCUACGGCGCCGAGUCCGAGUACGUGACCUCCAAAGUCCGCUCCCUUUCCUCUUCUUCCAGUUCCGGUGCCGAUAAGAACGGCUCCGGCACCAGCUCCGACCAAAACGAAGCGGCACAACAACAAUUCCUCUACGACUUCUUCAAACCCUACUACUCCCUCCUCCCCUCCUACAACCCCGCCGAUCCCAACUGUCAACCGAGCGGGUAUCUAGCCACCGACUGGCUGCACGAUGACCUAGCGGGCAACGGGAGCUACUGUAAUUUCCAGGUGGGGCUGCAAGAAGGGGAUAAGGACAUUUUGGCUAUGAGGCAUGGUGUGCCCGAAGAGGGGGUGUGGAUGGCGGGAGAACAUACGGCGACUUUUGUGGCGUUGGGGACGGUGACGGGGGCGUAUUGGAGUGGUGAGGAUGUGGCGAGGCGGAUUGCGGAGGGGUAUGGGAGGAGUGUUUCUGGGGGGAGGGAGUCGGCUGUUUGA